GUGAUAUGUUCCGAGCGCCAGAGAUGUCUACACCAAUCCUUUCAAGGUGUCCUGCGAACCGACGCCUCGGCGGCUGCCCAUGCAUACGUCAGACGCAGCGCUUCCGACGGAUCCUCCUACAUAUUGGCAACAUACUGUCCACUGGCGAGUUUCCUCUGGAUGCAUCAAAACAAAUCUCAUGAGACUGGUGCUGUGUGACGAAUCUCCUUGAGUCUCUCCUUGAAUUUCUUUAUUCCGAAGCUGCUGGUUCAGCGCCGUUUCCCUGAUGUUACUCUCGUAGAUUCCCUCCGCUUCUGUACAACUAUGUUCCUCAGCCACUCCAGCUGGCUAUGCAUUAUAUUGCCUACCCUAAUAGGAGCCACGCCUCACAAGACUGCACCGGCACGACCCAAGCGUUCGCUACCCCCAAAGCUUCAACAGCAGGUACCUGCAUGUGCACAGCCAUGCCUGCGGACCUCGCUAUCCGAACAGUUUCCUUUUGCAUGUACUACUCCCGUGGAUCUCAGUUGCCUAUGUUCUCGAUAUAGCUUCAACGGCCAGGCGCUGGGCGAAGUGGCUGUCGGAUGCAUAUAUGCAUCCUGCUCCACGUAUCAUGGUGCGACUUCAGCCUACAACAUUUGUUUGGGACAGAGUUAUGCCGUUGCACCAACAUUGACGGCUCUCACGAUUGUGGCAAUAACCUCUUCAACGCCCGUGAGCAUGACUACCUCCCGUCCUAUCACUAUUACGACUUUUCAUACAACACCAAAAACAUCCUCAAAACUCCAAACUCGGACCUCCCAUACAGAAACGGUCAUUGCAGAUUCUGUCUCAUUGAUUCCAUCCGCGACUUCGACAACACCGCCGCAGACGACAACACCGCUUCCUGCUUCAGAACCCCCCAAGACAAUGACACCUGCUCAGAUAGCGGGACUGGCGGUCGCGGUGGGGGCAGCCUUCGUCAUCGCUAUCGGACUCAUGGGGCUCACAAUUUUUCUACGAAAACGAAGAGAGCGGAAGAAGGGUGUCCUAGUAAACGAGAAGGAACCGUCAUCACCGGGCCCAAGCACAUACUCAUCGCGCUAUUCGCUACCUUUUGUGCCGCAGUCCUCAAUGCCAGAUCCGCCUAAGCGAUUUCUCCUGCCGCCCCCUCCUGUUUAUAAAAGGUCCGGGCAAAGUAUAAGAACUCAGUAUGAAGCAGAUGCACUACCUAAGCCAUUGAAGUUGAACGGCACUCGCAACCUCGAUACAGGUUCGGAGCAGCCGGUUGCAUCAUCCAAUGCCAAUCCAGGCUCGAUACAUCCGCUCCUGCGCCCUGAUCCGAAGACUCUAGGAAAUGCAUCCAGCUCAUCCGUACCACUUGAGGAGAUUGGCCUUGCAAUCACCGUUGAGCCACCCCGACCGGCUACAGGUCAAAACGAGCAGAAAACACAACCUCCGAUACAGGAGAAGAAAUAUGAACGUCCCGCUAUCUCUCGACGCAAUGCCGACCUCUCACAGCGACCCGAUAGUGUUAUGACCCAGACUACCCUGUUCGAGGAGGACGAUUUCCGCAGGGAGUCCAAAUUGUUGCCUGCUUUGCCCCAAGUGCCUAUUCCACCGAUACGUACAUUCCAGCCUUCGAGACCCUUGCCAUCUACGAGCCCAAUCCAAGCUGCAAUGGAGAGUAUAACGAUCCGGCGGGUGCCUCAGCAAUCUGAACUGUUCUUGGACAUUCCCGUCAGAUACUCAAGAUCGCAACUUUCGAUCGUCGCAACAUCACAGUCGUUACCAUGUGGCAAGCGGGAGUCGGCUGCUGCCCUCCAUAAGCAGCUGCCCUCUGCUUCUCGUACAUCAGAACACGACCCCAGGUCUGCCGAAUCGGAAAUCAAUCAUGGUGACAUACCGGACUACUACUUCACAACUUAUGAUCAGCCCAAGACAAUCCACUCAGUCUCGCCUGGCAACCAAGGGAGACGAUUGCGAUCGAAAGCGGACCAGACAUACGGAACUACUAAACCAAAGCGCUCCUCCAGCACCGUGUCACGGGCAACUUCACGAGCGUCAACGAAUAUUCGUGACUCUUGGUCGUCUCAAACGUCUUUCGAAACAGUAGAUCCUGAAGAUCCCACACCAGAAGAUGAUGACGGCGAUAAGCGACUUCAAGACGGCAGGCUCUCACCAGUAGCAGAGUCUCCCAUCCAUAAGCUGCGAUAUCCUAAGGUCCCUCGUACCUCCAACCAGCUCGUCCCACGCAGUCCCAAAAGCCCGCAGAGUCAAGCGAGUCAAAAUAGUCCCCGUUGGCAAUCGCAACCAUCGUCACUGCUCGUGAAGCGCAAAGGCGAACAAGGUGCCCUCAAACUCGGCAGUCCAUUCCGAUCGGGUUCACCAGAUGCGCGGACAGCGAGCGAGAUACGCAGGUAUCGGCACCACCUUCGUAGCAGCAGCGUCGAAGCCUUCAGCCCCGCGCGAAACAGCGAGCGGUCCACUCGUACCCAAAGCAGUCUUUGGCCUAAGAGUCCCGCCAUGUUCGAGCCAGACGUCGUGAGACCACUUACUAUUCGCAAGACGCAACUGCUGCAGACACCAACAGAAGAUAUGCACGCGCUUAAGAGCCCGGUUUGGGUGCCGAGACUGACGCCUACAAGGCAAGGCGACGAUCUUUUCAUCAACGUUACUUACUCAAAGCCAGGUCAGCCCAGUAGUGGCACCUCUUCUUACAUUCCCUAAUUCCACAACUACUCUCUUCUCUUCUCAUUCUUUCUUUACCAAUUUGUAAUAACAACGGGCAUUGACUGCCUCUUCCUGUCAAUACCGCGGUGUCUUCCAUCCACACUAUAUCUCUCCGUCAAGACUUGACAUUCUCUUAUCAUACUGUGUAUUGUACGAUACCCACGCGCACUCAUUAAAAUGUUUCUUUGCAUCAGCAUGGCGUUCAGUCUGGAGAUUCUGGAGGAAAUGUACUAUAGUAGAAGUGCCACAGGUAUAUACGAAG
Messenger RNA from Paraphaeosphaeria sporulosa, 2953 nucleotides. RefSeq lists its product as uncharacterized. The record is from RefSeq and is a predicted model, not a curated record. The transcript has 2 exons. Lineage: Eukaryota; Fungi; Ascomycota; Dothideomycetes; Pleosporales; Didymosphaeriaceae. Bases 304 to 2688 code for a protein of 794 amino acids.